AGGAGAUCGAUGCGAUGUCACCAGAGCAGAAGGAGGCCCUUCGGGUGACCGGCACGCAAGACAUCGUGGAGGCCAUCACAGGGAUGACCACGCGGGACGCGUCUACGAUGACGGAUGAUGCGUCCGCCGGCGGUACUAGCGAAUUGUCUGCUCCUGUCACGCAAGAUCAAUUCAAUCAAUGGCAGGAGUGGAUGCUACGAGAAGAAGCUUGUAAGUCCGUAAUGGAAAACAGGAUGGCGAGCACGACCUUAGAGGAUGUGAAACCAGACAUCGGUGGUUUCGUUUCCCCGGGGGGAGAGGGCCUAACCCCAGGGAAGCCGUUCAUCAUCUCGGAUGGGCCGGAGGUGGUCGAGAAAGACCCCACUAAGGCUCAAAAGGCCAUGAUGACGGCGGGACUCGAGAAGUUCGAUGGGUCGGUGUCCUCCGAUUUUUCCAUCUGGGCGGCGAAGUUCGAAAGGGCGGCUACCUUGCGCUUCGUGGAUCGUUCUCUCUUCCACCGUUUAGCCCUACUCCUCUUCUCCAACAAUGCUCUCACUCAGCUUGAGGCCGCUAUGGCCUCUCCUAAUCGCCCCCAUUCUUGGGAAAGGGCCCAACUUAAGGCGCUUAAGCAGCGCCCUAACGAGAACGUCAGCAAGUUCUAUGAUCGCUGGUGCUUGUUCGAGCAAGAUGCUAAGGUAGUUGGGUUGUCCUUUGAGCAUACCACCGACUUUGUGGAACGGUUACAACCAGGUGUUCGUAAUUACAUCCAGGAGAAGAUUGGUGAAGCGAUGGCUCAGUCAAAGACGUAUGACUUUGCCGAAGUUGCCCUGAUGGCUAUUCAUCACCUGUAG
This is a messenger RNA of Melampsora larici-populina 98AG31, 830 nucleotides long. RefSeq lists its product as uncharacterized. NCBI's taxonomy places the organism in Eukaryota, Fungi, Basidiomycota, Pucciniomycetes, Pucciniales, Melampsoraceae. Bases 15 to 830 code for a protein of 271 amino acids. The record is from RefSeq and is a predicted model, not a curated record. The transcript is spliced from 4 exons.